AUGGGCACGAUUGUUUACCGGAAGAUGACCCUGAAAGAGGCGAAAUGGAAGUUUCCCGAGCUAAGAAAGGUGGUGCGGAUGGGGGGGGGGUGUAGCCCGGUGGAGGUGCCUGUGACCUACGGCGAGGUGCCUGGUGCUUCUGAUGCCGAUGUGCGGGAGCGGGAUGAGGGAGCUGAGCGGGCUACCGUGGACAGGCCGACACCGGAGGAGUGGAAUGUUGACGUUCAAUGGGAAGACGUGGAAGAGCUAUGGAGUUAUGAUGUGCACCCGACGCUAGAAGAAAGAGGGGCAUCCUAUGACCCCGACCGACGUGGCGAGGGAGCUUGGAGCCCACCCAACACUGGGCCGGUUGACCACUCCGGCUUGUACUGGGGUAGGAGAUACCCCCCUUCGCUGCGUCAGAGAGGGGUGGGGCAAGGACCAAUGCCAUAG
Messenger RNA from Closterium sp. NIES-65, 432 nucleotides. NCBI's taxonomy places the organism in Eukaryota, Viridiplantae, Streptophyta, Zygnematophyceae, Desmidiales, Closteriaceae. The record is from the annotation of a GenBank genome assembly.